CGGAUUUGAGCAAAACCAUCGUCGUGUUACUUCUUUUUAUUUUUCAUUUUUCUUCGGGACUCGUCGAGCUUCGCCGUUGCUGGAACCAAAACACUCGUGCAAUUGGAUCGGCGACACCCAAUAAUGGACAAAUUUAAGAUGAUGAUAUUCGUGGGCUUGUUCGUCUUGCUGGUCGUCGACCUAGCCAUCGCGGAGAUACCAAAGCCGAGCUACGCCAGGACGAUGCUGAAAGUGUCUCGCAGCCUUCCAGGUGAAACCGAAGAGGUCAAGGUACGAACGAGCGAAGGGAGUUUAGCUACUCUGAUUGUCAAGAGACGGGACAAGUCGUUCCUGGAGGAACCAACGAUCGGCGAGUCUUCUCCGGUGACCGGCAAACUCGAUUUCGUCGAAAGGAACGAAAACGGUACACCAUUCGAUGCGGGAAAAACUGCCAAGUACGAGACCACGAAGAAAGAAGAGGUCAGGAAGCUGGAGGAGGCUCAGAUAGAACGACUUAGGGCUACGCUUUCGGAUUCCAGCGGACAGAAAAAUUCUCCAAGAGCGGAGAACGUCUCCGCGAGAAGCGAGGGGCUCGUGGUUUCUGAAAAGGAUCAGGCUGUCAGCGAGAAAAAUAUCGAUUACGGAAACUGGACGCCACUGGGAACCGAUGGACGAGCGGUAUCGUUGCUGGAGUCGACCACCGAGGAGUAUCAGAGUUGGAAACCUCUUCGCAGCGACCCACAGACUACCACGGACGAGAGAAGGAAUUAUGCCAGGCUCGACGGACCGCUUCCACCCAGCGGGCUUGUUUUGCUUCGACAUUUUCAAGAUCGAUCGCAAAGGAAGUUGCAGCUCAACGAUUCGCCGGGAGAGGAGGGUAGAUACGCGUUUCUACCUCAUCAGAUCCGUUCCACCAGGACGAACGUAGGCGCGAAUUUGUCGAAAAAUAGGGACGCGAAGAAUGUGCCACCGGAAGUGAUCGUUAGGUCGGAGAUAAACGUGAAAUCGAGCCAGAAGAGGUCGCCGAUGACACUGGACAGAGACGGCACCCCGGUGAUUCACGGGAAGAGGGUUCCCGAUGAACCUAUAGACAAGAUUCAAACCUGGCGCAACGCGAGGGUGAUAAAUAAUAAGUUGAUACGCGAGGGAACAUCUACCGAGAACUCGGAACUCUCUACAGGCUUCUAUCCGCGGCCGACGGAGAGUGCUGGAGAGAGACAGAGAUUCGAGAGGUUCUUCAAAAAUGUUAAUCGAAGAUACAGCAAAGACGUCGAACAGGAACAACGGGACAAGAACGUUUUCUUGGAGUGGGAUCCGCAGAAUUACAAAAACGAACCACUGAAUGCAGAGGUGUACGAGCCAAGGAGCGACAAUUACAGAGCCAGCACGCGCAAGAGGAUGCUGCACCCCGAUGCCGCAGCAAUUUACCCUGUUUCUCAGCUGUACACCCCGGAAAGCCAGAAAAUCGCUCCGGUAGCACUGAAACCAGGCGCCAGAGCGCCGGUUCUUCAGUACGCCCAUCCGGAACUUGGCGUCCAACCGGCCAAGAUUCUAAAGAAUGAGAAAAAACGACCUGACAAUUUUCCAGAGAAUCAAUAUUCGUUUACAGAGCAAAGACAGAAGAAAAAGUACGUUCUGAACGACAAGAACAUCGUCGACACCUACACGACGAAGAAUUAUUAUCCGAAUCAGCAUUUCUACGGUCUAAAGAGGCCCAACGACGCGCCGUUCUGGGUAAAAAUAUCGGAAAACCUGAAGAGCCAGUUUUCCAACGGCGUGGAAAAGGUCUCGCAAUUCACGCGACCGGUAAUCGAUCCUCUGGUGGAGGCUACUCAGAAGAUCUCUCAGAACUUGGGUCUCUCGAAGGGCAACGAGGCUCAAGAGAAGAUCGGUACCGUCGCUUCCACCGGUGGUAGCAUUUUGAUCCCAGCAUUAGGACUCGUUGCAUCGGGUGCUGCUCUAGGGAUCGGUGCAGUCGCUGUUGGCAGGUACCUCGACGUUGACGUUCUCAAACGGUCCAACGAUCUAACAGGAACCGAAGUGGAGUAUCAAAGAUCCUCGAAUGCCGAUCAGCCGUUGUCGAGCGACUUGGAAGAACCGAAUGGAAGAGAAACGAUUGGAGGAACUGUGUACUUCCUGGAGAACGUGUCAGCGAUCGACAACGUCGAGGCCGAUGAUCGCGUCGAACCUCCGAACAAUCGAAACGGUGUUUUGGUGAUCCUCGAACAAGAUCAAAAUCGAGAGAGCAACUCGCGGAUCGGAGACGGAGAUCAGCCGACGACAAACGAGAGAAGAAAACGAAGCCUCGACUAUCUGGACGUUCUUCGAGCGGAAAGAAGCUCCAAGGGUCUAAUCAGAAACAUGCGUCUUCAGAGGAAAGGAGCGGACUCUAUGAGCGAGAUCGUGGAGAUCGAUCUACCAGCUCGCGAAGGAAACAUCGAUGUGACGGAAUUUCUCAUUCCAAGGAAAGAACCGUUGGAACCGAACGACGCCGACGGGAAGAGAGACGACGCUGACGCAGCGAUUCUGAUCGUUCGAGACGGGUCUACGCCUUCGAAGCUGUUCGAUGAGAAAUUUGGUCAAAAGGUAUUCGAUAAGAAUGACGUAGAGACGAAGAAUUCCGUGGACGGAAGAAACGAGAGACGAAAACGAAGGAGCGUCGAUAGCGAUCAAGAACUGGAGGACGCUCUUCAGAACUUCGAGAACGGCCAAGUCGCCAAAGUCGCCGAAGCAGCUCGCAUCGACAACGAUUGGACCAAUACGCCGUGUGCCAAGAGAUUAUUCUGCGACGCUAUGAUCCAGAGAGGUUCGGAUGCAGUAAUGCUAAUGGAGAAGAAGAUGGCCGCCCUUUUGGGUUUAAUCCAGCCUGGACCAGCUACUCAGGUGUCCAGCCAUUUUCAAGAGGUCAUGGAUGCUGUUCGAAGACACGAUUGUUCCAGCUUUCUGUGCCCUCAGGCUAGGCCGGGAAAUGUCUUCUUUUAAAUUCUCACGCAUUCCGCUUAGAACGCUCCCUUCGCGGAAAAGGGAACUGGUAAAUCGUCGAAUGCCGGACCGGUGAUAGCAAAGUCGACUUGGAUCGUCUCAAGUUUGAAGAAUUUUUACGAUCACACGGUCGCGAUAGAGACUAUCUUCUCAUAAUCCAGUCGCUUUAGAUUUACAAUUAGCUCAAGUUGCCGGAGCGACUGAACAAAGACAAUGGAACAGACUGUCCUGGAGAACGCGAAUUGGUUUUCAACCAAAACUGUACAUAUCUGUCACCGUAUUUAAUACGCACCUAAGCUCGUAAUUUAAGAGACUAGAUUUAAGCGUUAAGAGUGAAAUCGGUGAGAUCAACGAAAGACUCGAGCGGGGCAGCUUCGACGCGACCUAAACUAUAGUCUUUAGAUUACUUCGCACGUCCACCGUUGAGACUCGAAUAAAAUCUCGUAUGUCGGUCGAUUUUCAGUUUCCAUCGAGUCUUCCCUUUCGCUCGACCGAUGAGUUUCGAGGAUCAAAUUGUCUCCCAUGAAAAUUCGAUGACUAUUUCUUAUUAACACGUGUAAUGCAGCUGAAAAAGAUAUUUAUUUUGUUGUUUUUUCCGUACCCGUUGCAGAGAAAUAAUGUUUUCAUUAUAUGGCGUAUCGAAUGUAUGUAAAUUAGAAAUAAAUGGAA
Hylaeus volcanicus is the source of this 3630-nucleotide messenger RNA. RefSeq lists its product as uncharacterized. The record is from RefSeq and is a predicted model, not a curated record. NCBI's taxonomy places the organism in Eukaryota, Metazoa, Arthropoda, Insecta, Hymenoptera, Colletidae. Bases 124 to 2961 code for a protein of 945 amino acids. The transcript is spliced from 4 exons.